UUAGAGCGAGGGAGGUCGCACCGCGGGGUGGGAAGUGGCCGCUGGGGUGUGGGUCCGGUCCAUCCCUUGUCAGGCCAUGGAGCUUAGCGGCCUACUGCGGGCCCUGAGGCUGGUGGAGCCGCGGGAUGGGACGCAACCACCCCCCGCUGUCCCGCCGGCCGAGCAAGUCCUCUUCCAGAUCGGGCUGCGCCUCUCCGAGGGGGCUGGCCGUGUCCCCAAGGCCGGCAUGGUCAGAGACCUGGGUGCGCUGGUCGAGGCUGCAGACUGUCGGUGGCUCUUUGGAGGCCUGAGCCCUGCGACGGUGGGUGAGUUGGUGGCUGCGCUGAAUGGCUACGCAGCACCCCCAACACAGGAGCAAGAUGCUGCAGAUCUCCCCAGUAAGGACAGCGCAUAUGCUGCUGCAGCUGAGAGAGCGGCAGAUGUUGGCUCAGUGUUUCUACACCUUCUUGCGAAGCUGGAGGCUGCCAAGACCCAGGAGGCUAUGGGCGUCCAGGUGGUGGGUCCAAUCCUGUGCCGUGUGAUGGGACCCAUCUACAUCUUUGCUGCAACACAUAUUGUGAAGAGGCCCUGGACAAAUGCAAGGUCUCAGUUGGUGGCACAGGAGGUGCUGGCAUUGCUGGUGCAGGCUGCAGGCUGUGGGUCAGUGGCUGAAUUCCUUCGGGGAAAGAAUGAGGAUGAGGAAGGAAGAUUUGCAGCAGUGAUGGGGCUCCUGAAACAGGAGCUAACCAAAGACACUUGGAAGCGUAACCCUGCCACAAAGUUUGUGUUCUCCUGGACCCUGCCUCACAUCACGCGGCCCUGGCUUAGCCAUUACCUGGAGCGUGUCCUCCCGCCAUCGCUGCUCAUCUCAGACGACUACCGGGAGGAGAAUAAAAUCCUGGGUGUGCGCUGCCUGCAUCAUAUCAUUCUGAAUGUGCCAGCUGCUGAUCUGUGCCAGUUCAACCGGGCUCAGGUUGUGUACCAUGCCCUUUACAACCAUCUCUACUCAAGAGAGGCCCCUCUCAUCCAGGCAGUAUUGCUGUGCCUUCUGGACUUGCUGCCGAUCCUGGAGAGAGCCCAGCGGCAGCAGAAGCAGGCCAGACCGACCGCCCCCUGCGAUGAGGUGCUGCAGCUGGUCCUGACCCACAUGGAGGCAGAGCAUCGCCUUGCGCUGCGGCGGGUGUACGCCAGGGCCCUGCCGGCCUUUGUGCGGAGACUUGGCAUCCUGAUAGUGCGGCACCUGAAGAGGCUGGAGCGAGUUAUCCUGGGAUAUCUGGAAGUCUGUGAUGGCCCUGAGGAAGAAGCCCGACUGGGAAUACUGGAGACGCUGCAAUGCACCAUAGAGCACGCUUGGCCCAGGUCCUGCUGGAAGGCGUGUACAGCAGCUGUGAGGAGAACCGUGUACGGGAAUGCAUCAGAAAAGUGCAAGAGAACACGUGACGCGUGGCUCAUCAACAUUCACCCUGCUUUUUGGAUAGUAAAAUUUAUUUUUUUAUUUAAAGUUACUGUCUUUCUCAUCCCACCUGUUAGCCCCAUACCUCCCCUGAGCGUGAUACGCUUGUGUGCUCGCCUGGCCACACGCGGGCUUCUCCAGCUUCAGAAUGAAGCAGCAGUGCCCCCCAGGCCGGGUUCCUUCCCGGAGCACAGUCCAAGCUGAGCCUCGUGUGGU
Molecule: messenger RNA, 1648 nt
Organism: Chroicocephalus ridibundus (black-headed gull)
Lineage: Eukaryota; Metazoa; Chordata; Aves; Charadriiformes; Laridae
Gene: TTI2
Product: TELO2 interacting protein 2
Exons: 6
Coding region: 77-1636 (519 amino acids)
Cellular component (GO): TTT Hsp90 cochaperone complex; nucleus; cytosol
Source: RefSeq, a predicted model, not a curated record